Monomorium pharaonis (pharaoh ant) is the source of this 10545-nucleotide messenger RNA. RefSeq names its product G-protein coupled receptor Mth2. The record is from RefSeq and is a predicted model, not a curated record. Gene Ontology annotation, molecular function: G protein-coupled receptor activity. Bases 7851 to 9332 code for a protein of 493 amino acids. Gene Ontology annotation, biological process: cell surface receptor signaling pathway; G protein-coupled receptor signaling pathway. NCBI's taxonomy places the organism in Eukaryota, Metazoa, Arthropoda, Insecta, Hymenoptera, Formicidae. The transcript is spliced from 8 exons. Gene Ontology annotation, cellular component: membrane.
ACGCAGGUGCGGCUCGAGCGGACGUGCUCUUGAUAUUACUUGAAGAGAGACCGAGUACGCUCUUCGAAACGACAAUUCCUUCAAAAAUCUAUAUAUUCACAAUAGGAUGUUUGGAUCCAUUUACCAUUCCAGACUGGUUCAAUGGAACGAAGAUCAAUAUGCUAUUUAAUAAAAAGAUGAAAUAAUUUUAUAUAUGUACAAGUAUAUGAAAGAUUACAAUAUUUUAUAAUAGGCGAUGUACUUCUGAUAUUACAAGAAAAUUUUAUAGCAUUAUCAGCGUCUUUUGAACGAAUGAUUUUAAGAAACAUUUUCUUUUUACCAAAUAAAUACGUUUUUUAUUGCGGAAUACAAUUUGCAUGUAAAAUUUGCAAUUUUUAAUAUCUCUUUUCGGUAUUAAACGUGCAUUAUAAUUUCGUUAUACACUAUAUAUGAUAAACAGUAAAAUUUAUAAAAAAAAUUUAUGUGCUUGGAACUUUGGAACAGGGUGAGAUUUCAAAUGGCGACAGCACUGGUGCGCUCUUAUCCCUCGCCCCGAGGCAGCGGCUCACGAGCGGAGUACCGACCGCGAAGAGAAGAAGAGAGACGGAUAGAUAGAGUGGCGGAGAUAGAUAAGGUUUCCAGCGAGAGAUAGAUCGAGAGAGACAGAGAGAGAGAGAGAGAGAGAGGGAGAGUGAGUGAGUGAGUGAGUGAGUGAGUGAGUGAGUGAGUGAGAGCGAGAGAGAGAAAGGGCGGGAAAAGAGGGAAGAGAGCGUCUCUGCACUGUAUAUGCACACGUAUACAGAGUGUACCGAAGGUAACAUCGACCACAAUAGCGCCGAUUGAUUGUCGAAGGUCGGCCGUCGGGAAAAGUUAAGCUUUACAAUCGUCUAAUCGCCUUGACGACAUCGUGUCGCACUCCACUAAACAAAACCCGCCCUCUCGCUCUCCUGUCCUCCCUUUGGCCCAUCGCUCCGAACCCUCCACGCAUAAUGCGUAUAUGCACACGCCUAUACAGUGCGGAUCGAAGAUAUCUAGGAUGGUUGCGGGGGGCAACGCGUUGCGGCGAAAGCUCCGCUCGCAUUGGAACUCGAAAUUUCGCGAAACACAAAAUUUAAAUUGGGAGAUAGUUCUUAUGCUUACUCUGCUAUCGUUAUCCUUUUUUAAAUAACAUAAGCACCGUUUGUCGGGAGCGUCAAAGAAGCUUAUAUUUUAUACAGUCGAUAAAUUGAUGGUGUACGCAGAAUACAAUACGUCGUCCGAUAUGAUAAUACAAUUUCUAAGCGUAAUUUAAUAUGUCGAGCGAAGCGGCGAUUAAGCAGAUUAUAUACUUUUUAUCAUUCUCUUUAUUUACCUUACAAAUUCGUAUAGCGUCGUGUGUCUCUAGCGCGGCUGACUUGCACACGUCGCGAACGCCGAAAACCGGCGGGAAAAGGAAACGAUAAAAUCGGAUAAAUUCGGAGUUGAAUUCCACCUCUCCUCCGUGUCCACAAAUCGUGCACACGUGUCGCCAACUGCCCGACACUCCAAUCCGAAGUAACCGGCGCAAUUCUCUUCUCUGCGUAACGCGAGGGAGUCUCGUAAAAGGGCGUCCGAGGGGGACAGAUUUCUUAGCGCGAGCAACGAGGGUAUAGUUUUCGAUAGACAAAUACCUUCACGCUAAGUGCCUUCAGUGAGGGGAACCCCGAAACGCGUUCACCCUAACACCGCGAUACGAGCGAUCGAGCGAGCGAAACGAGAGAACGAAAGACAGAGAGGGAUGAAGUCGGGUUCUCUCGAGUAGGGGAAAGGGCCGCGACAUGGGGCCGAAGGGGGAAAAUAUUUUUAUUAAAAAAGGCGCGUGAAGCGGGAAGGGAAAGGAGGCGGGAAAGAUCAUGGCGGUCCCCGGCGAAGCCGCAUUAAGCCAUAUUUCCGUUGCUGCGAUCGACGCACGCAAACUGGAAAUUAAUUGCAUUAUCUCGUACAAAGGAGAAUUGUGAGAAGAGAUGCAAUCUCGUGAACGUAGGACGAAGAAGGCAGUUCGAGAUACUCGGAUUGUUUUAUUUAACCGCUGGACAGCUUUGAUUAAAAAAGAAUUGCUGUAUUUUUCAGGAAAGUUGUUUUAUGUAGUACGAAAAGGAAAGUUCGUAAACAAUGGUAUAAUGAUCUCUUUUUCGCAUCGCAUUUCGUAAGUCAUUCUUUUCUAUUUAGAAUGAUUUUUUGUUGUCCAAAUCAAACGUCUUCUUCCGUGCGGUGUAUGCUUUUAUAUUUUUUUGCUACAUCGUAAUCGGAAUUUAUUGUGACCCGAGAGACCUGACGGUGCCUGCUUUCGUAUUUACUUGCGCGUCUUUAAGGCAAAGACGAGGCAAAGUACGUUCGCCAAGGUCGGGUGGACCAUGCCGAUGCGUGGCCGCCGCGUAAAAAGGCAGACGAUGCGUGCACAGGCAGAGGAGCCAACGUCACUGACCGUGGAUGCACGCGAGACUCGCGACAAUUUUGCGCGUGACGUCGCGUUUCGGCCCUUCGGCUCGAAAAGAACUCACGUUACCUUGAAUCCGGUUCUCGAAACCUCGCGAUUGUGCCCGCGAUCGCUCGCACGAUACACCAAUGAAUAUUCCAGAGAUAAAAAGAAGAAGACUCCCGCGGGGAGUCUUUGCCGAGAGGGAAAAAAAAAAGAGAGAUCCUUUCUUUAAAAUUGCCCUUACGUGUAUCGAUCGCGAGAGAGCAUUAAAUUGUCAUCAUCAUCAUCCUUAGUAAUUGAUCUGUGCGAAAGAAAAAGUACUGACGAUAAAUGUUCGCGGAAAUGCGCGGGUCCGUUUGGUUCUUAUGACUUUGACCGCUAAUUUUAUUACGUAUGUAAAUUACUUCUAUGAACCCCGAGUGAUAUGGUUAAUUAUAUUUACACACACACACACACACACACACACACACACACACACACACACACACACACACACACACCGUGCGCAGUUUUCUCGAUAGGAUCAAAGAGCGCGUUGGCCACGGCGAACGGUGUAAGUUGACAGACGAAAGAAAAAAUCGAACAAAGACGCGUAAGAGGCAGUGAAAUAGAGAGAAGAAAAGGUAUUGUUAAUGUAAACCGCCGCGAAAAAAAAGAAGUAUAUACUUACGCACAAAUAUACAAACAUCCUGCUGACUUCGCGUUUUAAUAAUUCAUGCGGAGUGCACGCGACGAAGUUUCGUGCGUCGAAGUUUCGCCAAAAAGAUUUUAGUUUAGCCGAGAAACUAAGACUCCUCUGCGGUAGGUGCACGUACGCGUGUGUAUGUGUGAGGACUUGGCGAACCGUGCAAUAAAAACUUCAGCUGUCACGACCACGAAGCACUUUUACGCGGCGUAACGUAUAAUUCCAGGGAAGGACGGUUUCCCGUACGUCGGGCAUAUUAAACUUUAUUGAAAUAAUAUUCCACGUGAUUGUUGUUUAAAAAAGUACCUUAAUCUGACCGGGUAUUUGGAUACUGGAUUUUUCGUGAAACUUAUGUCACCCAGGACCUCAGAGUCAGAAACUUCCGCAACAGCUGAUCGUCAUUCAGCACGUCGCAGUUUUUGCGACGAAAUGUGCGUCGAUGAAAGAGCCAUUUAAGCGUCUGCAACGUAAAUGCGCUGCGUUACCGACCGUUUAUCGGAAUCUCCGAGUCUGCGGGACAUUUUAACAGAGAGCAGUAUAGUUCGCGAGAGCGGACUCGAAGCGGAUAUUAGACAGAGCGGCAUUGAGCUCUCCGCGUGAUUAUCAACUUCGUCCGCUUUGCCUACAUAAAUCUUCCCAGUCUUUAUUUUAUCUUCCUGAUUCACUGUUCGGAAGAGAGAUAAUAAGAUUUGAUAGAGAAAGAAGAGUUACUUCAAAUCGAGUCUGUCAUCUUUUGCAAAUUUUUAUUUGCAAUGUAAAUCUUUUAGAGAAUCUCAGUUAAAAAUAUCGAACAUAUCUUUUUUUACAAUAAAAUUUUUAUUCAACUGUCUUUAUUUUUUGAUGCAUGAUCCAUGUAUUUUAACGUGAAAAUUCCAAAAGAAAAAAUUAACUGUAUUGCAAUGAUCCACGUGAUCAGACUAAAAAUACAUCGUCAUUUUCUUGCUAUGUAUAGAGAUCCUCUUUUGGAAAUUUUAAUUCAUGCGAUAGCAUUGCUCGCUUUUCCUUCCUACGUGACGUCUACUCGGAACUUCCACAGUGUAGGCUGUCUUGGACGUCACAACACGGGUUUCCUAGUUACGCACCUACGCACCUCCCUCUUCCUCCCUCAUUCUCUCUCUCUCUUGAUGCGUCAAUGUGUAGGUUUUCGCUCUUUCAUCUCUCACUAGACGUACGUACGCCUACCUCUCCUCUUUCUCCACCAACGCGAGCGUAGAGAUUACGCAUUCUACGUCAAGCAUUAUAUUUAUAGCUUAGUCCCAGGGCCCGACUUUAUCAAUCGUCAUAAUGACAUAUUCACCUGUGGAAGUUCCCGAUAUCACAUUCAAACAUAGUAGCACAAAACUGAUAUGAUUGUUAAAUUCAAAGUUAAUAAUCUGUGCAACGUCACGGGGCGUACCGUUAUAUUUGAUUUUUAGACCGUAACCUCCGGGCUUAGCCUAAAGUAAAAUAAAGAACUAGCCCACGCGAAUUCACUUCCGAACGAUGAAUUCGCUCGUUCGAAUUUGGAUCGCGUAAACAACUCUUGCCUUAAAAGAGUAUUGUAAACAUCAGAGUCCAGAGCUCGUUUCAAAAGUGGGGAGAGAGAGACGAUAACACAAGUUACGCAGUUUGAAUCUACAUCUACGUACUAUUAAUAGCAUCAAAUUGCAACUAGAUAAUGAUUGUGAGCACCUUAUUUUUUCCUCUAUUAACAGAAAAACUGUUCUCAACUCCGUUUGCAGUUGCGUCAGCGUAACACGAGUGAUUUUUAGAUACUUAUUUUCUCAUCUGGAAGUUCCGAAGAUAUUUACCUUUGGAAAAAUAAGGAAAAUAGGAAAGUCCUCUUUGACUAUUAUACAUGCAUAUUAAAAUUUUCGAAGCUCAUCUUUUCCUGUCGUUUCAACGCAAUUAUACAGAAGCGAAAGAUUAAGCUCGGACCGUCGACAAAACCGUUAGACAAAAUUUACAAUAAUACGUAAUAAUAAUAACUCUUUGAAGAAACGUUCGUAGCGGACGUUAGAUGUUUGCAUCCCGCCGACUGAAAAUAGAGACACCGUCUAAUUCUAUGCCUUGCUAACACCUUGCGAGACCCACGCAGUCCAGCCUUCAUUUGCGCUCCGUUUGUUGCACUCCCCUGCGCUUUGUACAUAAAGCUCGCACACGCAACGGACACACCCCGCGGGAGUAAGAUCUUCGAGGAAGCGCCAAUUGGAUUACUCGCGAAAUAUUAAUAAGCUCACCGGAGGCUCGAACCUGGUGCAAGUGACGUGGCACCGAUGACGGUUACGUCGCUUUCAGGGAAUUUGGUCUACGUGAUUUCCUAUAAGAUAUCUACCGAAUAGCUUGUAGUUACUUUCUUCUUAUCAGAAACGAAGUAAAAAUAGCUCGGGAGAAGGAGUAUUACUUCGCCCUCGCGAUAAAGCGCCAAACGGUUGCAUCGCGCUGGGCGGCCAUAAAAAAAAUUAACAAAAACUUUUUGACCGCGUGUAUUUACAUUGUUCUUAAUCGCGGUAAUGGUACAAAUGCAAUAGUGUUGUCGUAACACUCGAGUGUUUGCGUUAUCUCGAAAAAAUGUGUACGUUGCGUCAGAUGUUCGAAUGAUAAAUCUAGAUUCCGACAGGGGGUCGCUAUCGAUUUAAUUGCGUUCAUCUGCGCUCAAGAGGGUGUCGAACAGUUUUCACGUAAUAUUAACGAGACGUUUGGGCAUUCCUCGUUAUUUUUCAUUGAAAAAACUUUUAAUGAAUGCGCGACGCGCACGUUUCUGACUCAUGCGAGCCACACGUGACACUUUCUGCAAACACCGGGGUACAUAUUUAUAUUCUAUGUGCAGUGGGAAUCUAUCUACGUAAUUAACGUAAGUAGAUUAAUUUAUGGUUUACCUCAAGUCAUAAUUUACGACGUAUAGCGAAAUUUGCUUGCGAGCGUUUUGCGCAACAGCGCUGGGAGAUAAAAUUUGCGCGAAGCGCGUCUCCCUAAGGAGACGACGUCGAUUAAAUUCCGAUUGACCCGACCGGCGAUUGAGUCAACCGGCGGAAUUGCCUACGGUGCUUCUAUACACUUGGUCGUUUCUAAUCUAUCUUUCAAACGAGAAAUCGUUAAUCUUCUGGGGGUUAACUAACAAUUAACAAUGCCCUCUCCUCUCUCUAACAGAUCACCGUAGAUAUUACUUGACAAAUAUAAAUUGUCAAUUUAAUUAAGUUAAUCGAGGUUUGAUCGAAGUCAUCCUGAGGGUAGGGUUCUUCUCUUUCCGAGAAUGGCGGAUUACGCGAUUAUUUAGCGAAUCGAGCGGAUCGGACAAAUAUCUGUCACCGGCGAUCGAUAACGUCCCCCCUCCCCUCCCCCGUCCGCGUAAAAUGCUUUCGGCAUAUAUCACGUUCGUACGUAUGUACGUACGAGCUUAGCCAUCGGCACGUUCGUUGGAGUGCGUGGAUCGCGCUCUUUUUCUCUCUCUCUCUCGCUCUCUCUCUCUCUUCGAUAAAGGCACCAGCGGAUCGAGGUGUCCGUCCAGUCAGUUCUCGGACUUCGAUCGGUAAGCCGCGUGCCGCGCGUGGAUCCUGCCGAUCGUCAGGUCAGCACGCCGUCGAUCUCUCCGAUUGAUCUCGCCCGAAGGGAUCGCUCGCGUCGCCCGGAGGUGGAAAUGAAAUAAUUUCGCGGAAGUGUAUACGAGGAAAUCGGUUGAACGAGCGGGAAAUUUCUCGGGAAGAAACCGCUGUGUCGCCGUGUCGAGAGAGUUUAAACUCGGAUAUCGCGCCUCGACCGAGGGAAAAAAAAGAAACGACAAUUAGGACCGAGGAUCAGGCGAUUGAGUACGGGCGAGCGUGCGUGUAAGUGUGUGCGUGUACACAUAAUCCGUGGAUAAUCAGUCGCCGUGAUAAUCAAUCACCGCGCCGGUGUGUUUCAUAAUUUUACCUCGGGAGGAAAAGAGAGCCGAUCGCGCGCACGUGGACGCCGCCGUCGUCGCGACAGCGAGGAUCUACGAAUUUCUACGACACACGUGUUUCGGAUCGCGGAACCCGGGCAGGACUUUCCAGAUGACUUAAUACUCACAUCAACAUCGAGGCAGUAAGAGAGAGAAAGAGAGAAAGAAAGAGUGAUUGAUGACACGUGCAUCCGUACGAAGAAAUCGCUGAAAGAGGUCGGUGUGCGUACGCGGACGGGCGCUUCGGUAAGAGCGCGAGAUAACGAUAUGACAGGUGAUCAUCGGAGAAUCGUCCGAUAAUCUCGCUAGUCUUGACUCCAUAAUUCUCGAGAGCUACGGAUUUAUCUGUCUAACAACUUGCAAAACAAUCCGGUUAAUCAAACAUACAAGAGGAGAGAGAAGCGGAGAGGAAGACUGACUGAAAUCUUUAAUUUAAAAAAAAAAAAAAAAAAAAAAACCCGGCAUCGGUCAGGCGAGUAACGCCCGCGUUACACGGAAGACUUAUCGGCUAGUCCAACCAGGGCGUGACAAGAUAAAGAAUGUGCAAGAUCUAGAAUAGACGAUAUCGAGGUGACGAAAGAGCAGCGGAAGCUCCUAUCCCGCCUAAAUGUCGCCGAGACAAGUGUCGCCUGAAGUGGCCGCUGGUAGCAUCCGGAGCAAGGUCGAACUACCAUUUUCCAUUCGCAAGGUCUAGCAAUUGAAAAAAAUCCAAAGUUCGAUUAUGCUGAAGGCGGAGCGUUUGACGCGCAUUAAUUUAGAGGUUGACGUAAUAUAAAUCCCGAGCGCGAGAGAGACUCGAGCACGAUCGACACGAUAGACUCUGAUAAGGCGCAACUAAUAUCCCGUCCAGGAUGCGGCUCAUUCGCGUCUGCGUCCUUUUCACGUGUUUAUUGACGGCAAUUGCAACGUGCGCGAGUGACGUGGUACUCACCAUAUAUCCCAUCCCAUUGCAAAAUGAAACCGUAGUGCCGGAGCAGUAUAGGGAUCUGCCGCUGGUGGGGAAAUGUUGUCCCAUAGGCGAGGUCCUCGCAAAAGAUGUGGACGGGAAUACCGUUUGCGCCUCCACGAACGACUCGUCGACGGUGUCUUUUUCACCCUUCUUCUGCAACUUCAAUCAAACCGGCGCGCUGGUGCCCGGUGACGAAUACAAAACGUUCGCCGCUAUCGUGGGAAAUCCCUGCGAUAAAAAGUACAUGCUAUUCCCGGAGGAAAGCAGCGAGGAUGAGUUUUAUGUAUUGAUGAAUGGUUCAAUCUUCGCCCCGCGAAUCGAUCAUGUGCCGCUUAUGCUGAUGCCCGGCAAAGAUUACUGCAUGGAGGUUGUGCCCGAACUUGGACUUAGGGCACUCGUCUGUUUUCAAGACGUCGCUGCCCCGACCACGGAUACUCGGGUUAUCAUUUACGCCUGCGGGCUCCUGAUCUCAGUUCCCUUUUUGAUACUCACCAUCGCGGCGUAUGCGAUAACGCCGAGGUUGAGGGACGUCCACGGCAAAGCCCUUUGCCAUUAUUGCGGUUGCCUGGCACUGGCCUUUACCACUUUGGCCAUUACGCAACUCGCGAGCGCACAAUUAUCGCCUCAAGUCUGCGUUAGCAUAGCAUUCAUCAUCCAGUUCUCGUUCGUGGCCUGCUUCUUCUGGCUGAACGUGAUGUGCAUCGAGACAUGGUCGCUGGUACGUCAUCACGUGAAGCAACGCGCGUACAGAAGAAUUCAGCCUAAAACGCUGUUCUUCUACUACUCGAUAUGGGCCUGGGGCCUCCCGGCGAUCCUCCUUCUCGUCUCGAUGGCGAUGGAUCUCAGUCCUACAAUACCCAUGACCUACGUCAAACCCGCUUUCGGUAGCGAGAGUUGCUGGUUCAAGUCCGACGCGGAAGCCAUGCCGUAUUUCUACGUGCCGGUCGGGCUCCUUCUGUUGGUGAACAUGAUUCUCUUUAUCAUCACUGCCGUCAGGAUCAGCCGGUACCAGCAGGAGCUCGCGCUGAGACGCUUGGCAAGGAACCAGCAUGCCGAUCGGGAGGAUCAAAGACUCUUCCGCAGGCUCAAACGGAUCUUUAUCGUUUGCCUCGUGCUCUUCUUUCUGAUGGGUCUCAAUUGGAUGAUGGAAUUAAUCUCCUGGUCGGUUGGCGGUGAUCCUUUCGACUGGACGGCGUUCGAUUUGGUGAACGCCCUCCAGGGUCUCCUCAUCUUCGGUUUGUUCGUCCUGAGAAGACCCAUAAGAGACAUCGUCUGGCAUCGAAUACAGAAGAUACGGGGAAUAAACACCACGGAACUGGACGUCGGGAGCAUGGACCUGGCGCUACUGCCCGUGAUAAACGGCGAUAUCAGACAGAUCGUUUAAUCAUUCUUAGGAAAAAAGAGUUCUUAGAACGAGAUUUAUUUUUUUUCGAAUGUCAGAGGACGUUGCAUUUAAUGCAGGUAGUUGGUCGAAGUAUAUCGGCCGUGAAUUUGAAGCGAUCGAUAAACCGAUAGACUGACAGAAGAAAGGAGCCGGAAUAUGUGGUCUCACGACGAUAAUAAAAGUUAUUUUAACUUCGUUGUAUGCAACGGAGCGGCGAAACGGAGCGGCCUUCUCGAUGUUCACGUGAAGAGACCAGGGAAUAUAUUUAUGCAAUAUCGUCACGAAUCACUCGAGAAACCGAUUCAAGUCAACACGAAAUUAGCCCGCGGGAUCCAACGCGCGGAACUUUCGCCCGAAGGAGAUUAUUUAUAUUUAAUUGAAUCGCAAUCGUUACAAAUAAUAGUUCUAGUCUCUUUUUGCAGUGUAACUAUAAUCGUAAAUAUCAAUAUAUGUGGCGUAUUUUAAUUUCGAGUAAAAUACAUCCACAGAAGGAACUUACAACGUGACUUCGCGCGCGUUAAAUUGCAGUUAAAUCGCGACGUUAUGUGAAAAUUAUUGUUUUUUUCUGCAAGGUAACGCGCGUUACACAACAUUACAUUAUUCGUCUCCACAAAGUAUAGCAAUAUGCUACGACGCGGUAUUUCUGCGUGAAUUAUACAACCGUGGGGAAACGGACGGACCUCAUUCAAGGAUCUCAAGUGAUAAGAAUGCAAUCGGCGCGCAGUUGUGUGAGAACCGGCUGUAGUUGUAAAUUGAUGUUUAUCAAGAAUGCGACUUGUUAGUAAUAAAUAUGCAUCACAAGUCGCGGUGCUGCGAUGGUACUUGUGUAGUUCUUCAAUUCAAGUCAAUGUUCAUAUCGAUAAAGUAGCAUUUAUACCUUCGUACUUACGCGUCGCUUAUUGUCGAACGACACAUGAUGUAACAAUAAUAUUGUGUGAAACUUUUCAUCUCUCCGGCAUGACUCGUUAUAUUAAUAUUACAAAUAAAUUCAAAUAAAAGAGCAGAAUAUUGGAUAGUAUAAUACGUCAAAACAUAUUUAUACACAAUUAUAAGUGCGUCACAACACAUUAAUAUGUACUGGAUUUUACUAAAGUGGAAAACUGGUUUUACACAUUAAUAUUAUCACGUUGUUGUAUGUUUUAUAUGUAGCUAGCAUACUAUUUAUUGUCGUGGUAGGCAUUAAUUUAUUAAAUAAAUCACACGGCGAAACAAA